Beauveria bassiana ARSEF 2860 is the source of this 1563-nucleotide messenger RNA. RefSeq names its product putative MEI5 protein. Lineage: Eukaryota; Fungi; Ascomycota; Sordariomycetes; Hypocreales; Cordycipitaceae. The record is from RefSeq and is a predicted model, not a curated record. The coding region runs from base 1 to 1563 and encodes 520 amino acids. The transcript is spliced from 2 exons.
AUGCCAACGCAAUCAACACAGGACCCCGGAAAGGGGAAACCGAUUCCAGCCUCUCCCACUGGCGAAGAAUUAGUCACAGAGUUGAUAUAUCUUAUGCACCCAUUCUGUGAGGGGAAAAAUGGAAAAAGUCUCAAGGCUAUGAUACAGGGUCAUGAGACUCUGAAAGCAGAGCUCGGUGAUCUUCGCACAGCAUAUAACACCAACCUCCGCGCUCUGGCUCAGCAGCAGAUCGAAUGGGAUACUGAGCGCUCCAGUCUGCAGGAAGGUGUCGAGGCAGAGAGGACACGCUUGAAGCAAAGUUUAAGCGACCAAAAAGAUGCCGGCGCAAAACUUAAUGCUGAGCGAGAAAAGGCAGAUAGCCUACGGCGUCAGAUACAAGACAACGAGCAAAAAAUCAAGGCCCUCAUUGAGGGCAAAAAACAUGCGGAGGCUACUGCGACAAAACUCCGCGGCGAGAAGGAAACAUUGCAAACGCGCAUGGAAGGCAUGGGCUACAAGAACAACGCACUGAAAGAUGAGUUGGAAAAAUCGAAACAGCAGCAUGAUGCGGACCUCGAGACGUUGAACAAUGUCCAGGAAUCUCUUACCACUGUUCGGUCUUUCCUGGUUCCGCUGCGGGCCUUAGAUGAGACUGGCAGAGCCACAAUUCGUGAUGGCUUUGCAGAUCUAUUCCAUUACGCCAUGGAUCUGUGUCAGUCUGCUCUCUAUCACGAUAUUAGUGAGGAAAACAUGGCAGGAGGUAGCUUCCAAUCCCACGUACUCCCACUUCCAGCAUCAAAUUCGUCGGCAGCGAAGCAAAUCAGAGUUGUGGCCGGGCUUGCAGCGUGUGGGAAGGCGCUUGGGAGGCACCUGUUUCGUGACUCCUUCUUAACGCAGAGUCAUGAACUGGAUGAAAAGCUGCACCUCCUCGCGACUACUGACCGCCUACAUCACGCCUACGUACGCGCAGCUCUGGCAAAAGUGCUACCAACGACACAGACGCAAGGUCAGAACCGUGGAUCUGCAUUGGCGAUCAACGAGGUCAUGGCGGCUAUAGGCCGAUGGGCUCCAGAUGAGCGAGCACUGAGAUCUGGAUUAGAGAGCAUCUGUGAUAAGGCACUACAGUGUUGGGCGCUAGCUCGCCAGGUGGAAGACAGGAUCUGGCCAGAGUUCGAGUAUGAGCUACCAGAGGACUGGCAACCGCUACCAUUACCUUGCUGGCCCGCCGCGCCGACGGUCAACACGCCAAACAGAAAGAAAAUGCCAAAAACAGACAACAACAACUCACAGAACGGUGCGCCAAACCACGAGACACGCCAGCUCCUCAAGAGCGAGGUUAAAGUUGUGUGGCCGACAAUUUUCGCUGCUGAGCCACAAGUUCCUGGCAGCUCUGACGCGACGGCUUUAGAUCGGCUGCACUGCGGAUACGUCCUCACACAAGCUCAAAGCCAAGAUGCCGAAGAGGAAAUAUCGCAUAGGGCAGCCAGACGGACUAGGCGGGCCGACUCGGUGCCGCACAAGAAUCGACGAAACUCGGGCGUUUUUUUAUCUGGUGGCGUUUUAAGCGGUUCCAGCGGAAAAUGA